AUGGCCUGUAUCGCUUCGGACCCGGUUCUGGACAUCCAGCCUGAUUUUUCUUCACCCACCUUCGAGGGUCUUAGAAAUUGCAUCAUCGGAGGAACUCAGAUGACACAUGAAGAAGUCACCAACAAGCUUGCCACUGCAUGGGAACAAGAUUGCAACCUCAGAGUUGUCGCAUGGACAAGGCAAGUUGACAAAGACCAGUGUCUUGCAGCUCACGCAGCACAAACAGAGUGGGAACAAGUAGACCAGGAACGCUUGUGCCUGGAACAAGAAGCCGAAGCAGAACUUUGUGAAGCAGAGAAGAAGAAACCAAAGAUCAACGAUUUCAAAAUCGGGGCAGCCAUUGGCAACACCCUUACCCCCCACCCUUCCCAAUACAUGAUCCAUAAACUCAAGUCCUUCAAGUACAUUGAACUCUGGUACUUCAGCCCAGAUGGAUGCAGAGAGACAGCCAAUGAUGCCAAGACCAGCGCAGACAACACCUUCAGCCUCACCAAAGUUGAAGACUUUGUUGCCCUCAAACCAGUCACAUCCUUCAAAGCCUCUCGCAAAGCCAUCCAAGACCACAAUCUUGAGUGGUGCCAAUUUGACCUCACCAAGAACAGCUUCCUGCUGUACAUCAACAAGCUCAAAUGGCCAGACAAGCAUCAGCAAGCUCUCACAAUGUUCUUCAUGAACAUUGUGUCUCAUCCCUCCUGCUCCGAACCAUACAGAGAACGAGCACUUCUCUUAUAUGCAGCUCGCGUCCAUCACAAUUGGCACAACACCCUUGUCCUCGACAAUGCCUUCGACAUUAGCGUCUUCAACCUCACCCUCUUGAAGAACAUGGGCAAAGAAGUAUGGAACAAAGUUUGCCAAGAAACCCUUGUGGAGGUCAGUCUCUCCCCCUUUACCACCCAACAGAACCACAAUAGCUGA
Messenger RNA from Suillus subaureus, 915 nucleotides. RefSeq lists its product as uncharacterized. The record is from RefSeq and is a predicted model, not a curated record. NCBI's taxonomy places the organism in Eukaryota, Fungi, Basidiomycota, Agaricomycetes, Boletales, Suillaceae. Bases 1 to 915 code for a protein of 304 amino acids. The transcript has a single exon.